This is a messenger RNA of Dermatophagoides farinae (American house dust mite), 1318 nucleotides long. Its product is annotated as rRNA N(6)-adenosine-methyltransferase ZCCHC4. The record is from RefSeq and is a predicted model, not a curated record. Gene Ontology annotation, biological process: rRNA methylation. Gene Ontology annotation, molecular function: rRNA (adenine-N6-)-methyltransferase activity. Gene Ontology annotation, cellular component: nucleolus; cytoplasm. NCBI's taxonomy places the organism in Eukaryota, Metazoa, Arthropoda, Arachnida, Sarcoptiformes, Pyroglyphidae.
UUGUAGAAUGUAAACAAACAAUUUACAAAGUUACAAAUGUUGAUGAUAAAAAAAACAUGACUCUCGUGCUGGAUCCACCAGGCAAUUUUGGCCAUCAUAUGCCGCCCGUAUGUCCUCAUGGGCCGACAUUGUUGUUUUACGAUAAAUCUACGAGCUAUCAUUAUUAUGCCUGUUCAGCGUCCCGGGAUCAUCAAUUCUGUCCGUUCAAAUUGUCGGCACAAAAAUGGAAACGUCUGGCCAGUUCAAAGAAUCUGAUAAAAAAUCCCGAAAGAAUAAAACCCGAUUAUCAGUAUCUGUUGAACCAUCCAGCCAGACAUGGCUACUGCCUAGACUGUUGUCGUGUGUUGAUCGCUGUGGUGAAAGAUGAGCAAGUAUUGGCCAAACACUAUGAAUAACAUGACAAAUGCAAGAAUCGUAUCGAUGACCAACAAUUCCAGGAACUCGUCGAACGGCCAUGUCGGAAUCUACUCACACCUCAAACUCGUAAUGAGAAUCUGGCACAAUAUUUCUUCUCCGCGCAGACUUUGCUGUUUAUCCGCGAUUAUCUAGUGAAGCCAUUCGGUUUCGACAAAAUACUAUGCAUUGGAUGUCCAACCGUUCACGAGCAACUGCUGUCGUUGUCCCACAAUUCAUUCCUGUUGGAUCUAGAUGCCAGAUAUCAUCAGUUCUAUGAGGCCGAUCGAUUCGCUCGAUUCAACAUGUUCAAUGGACACUUUUUCGACCAACAUGGCCUGAAAUCAUUCGAGCAGUUCAUACAACACAACAAUUCGAUUCUCAUUCUGAUUGAUCCCCCUUUCGGUGGACUCAUCGAAUGUCUAGCUCGGACCGUACACCGAAUGUGCAACCGACGGAUGACCGAAAUCUCGAUAGCACUGUUCUUUCCCUAUUUCAAUGAACACUGGAUCCGGAAGGCGUUCGAAAGUGACCAAGUUCAAAUAACCGAUUUCAUCGUUACAUACGACAAUCAUACGAAAUACGGCAGCCGACAAUCAUCGAAACCGUCCACCGUGGCUCAAUCACCGGUUCGUAUGUUCACCAAUUUGAAUCUGGCCAAUUUCAGCGCCAUCGAUCCCGACCAAUAUCGAUGGUGUGACCAAUGUUCGCGGACAAUAUUUCUAAACAAUCGCCAUUGCAACCGAUGUGGACAAUGUCCCGCAAGAGACUCGACAAAACCAAUAUGGCAUUGUGUCCACUGUGGACGAUGUGCGAAAAUAACCUCAUCGCAUUGUAAUCGAUGUAAUUCAUGUCAUUUGCCCAAUAAACACAUUAAUAAUAAAAUAAUCAAUAAACAAUAAACAAUAAAACAAUUCUCAUGUGA